AUGUCACAUUGCACUGUGAAUAUCCAAGGCAAGGAGUAUCGCAUCGUUUUAAAUGAGGGCGUAUGCAAGGUUUUGGAUGAUGUCGCCAUGCAUUUGAGUAGUCACGAGGUGAGGCAAGAGAUGUGCCGGAUUCUCGAACAGUUGCCGUCAUUCAUUAGCGUCUGUCAGUUUCCGGAGAUCGCCUGCCUCACUGACAAGCGCCAACUCAUGUACCACGCCAACAAUCUGUUGUCCAUCACAGACCAGGAUCUGCUGAAGCUGACGUUUGGCGAAUUUCCAGGUGCCUUCCUCUUUCAGGCAGCUGGAAUUCUGAAGUCGCGUGAGUCACUUUGGAGUUGGUUAUCUUGA
This is a messenger RNA of Protopolystoma xenopodis, 348 nucleotides long. Lineage: Eukaryota; Metazoa; Platyhelminthes; Monogenea; Polystomatidea; Polystomatidae. The record is from the annotation of a GenBank genome assembly.